CUUGACGCCAUUGCCCCACACCACACCAAGCUCCUCCUCCUUCUCCUUCACCUUCUCCCGCUCUAUAUAUACCCUGCCAUGGCUUCCUCCAUUGCUAUCCACCACUAAUCCCUCCCAAUUCUCCUCUCCUCGCCUCUCCAAACUCGCAUCGAUCUUUAAUUUCUGUUCUCACCUGUACAUACAUACAUACGCACGCACGUACAUACACUCAAUCAGAGAGAGAUUGUUGGUAGCUAGGUAGCUGUGGCCAAGAAAGUGAGAGAAUUGGGAGGAGGAUUGGAGGAAGACGAAGGGGUUGAUGGGGAUGAGGCCUGGAUGGGUAGGGGGGCUCGUGGAGGAGAGCUUCUUCGUUGGGUGUCCCGCCCACGAGAGCCGCAAGAAGAACGAGAAGAACAUCUUCUGCCUCGGCUGCUGCGCCAGCAUCUGCCCCCACUGCGCCCCCUCCCACCGCCACCACCCUCUCCUCCAGGUUAGGAGGUAUGUGUACAACGACGUUGUUCGCCUGGAUGAUCUCGACAAGCUCAUCGACUGCUCCUUUGUUCAGCCAUACACGAUCAACAGCGCAAAGGUGAUAUUUCUGAAGCCAAGGCCUCAGUCGAGGCCGUUCAAGGGCUCUGGCAACAUCUGCUUGACAUGUGACAGGAUCCUGCAGGAGCCCUUCCAUUUCUGCUGCCUCUCUUGCAAGGUGGAUCACGUGAUGAUGCAGGGCGGCGACCUCUCCAACAUCCUCUACAUGUCCGGCGGCUCCUCCGGCGAGCCCGACCUCGCCGCCGGCUUCCCGCGCUUCGAGAACCUCCGCGUCGACGGCGGCGGCGGCGGCGGCGGCGGCCUCUCCGACGACGACGACGACCACCAGGUGACCACACCCAACUCCAUCCUCGAAGACCCCCUCCACCACCACCACCACCAGUACUACGGCGGCGGCGGCUCCAGCAACAACGGCCGGAGCACGUCGCCGGCGCCAACGACGGCCGAUGUCCCGAGGAAGAAGAAGAGCGGCGGCGGCGGCGGGUUCUUCCCCCAGAUCGUGCUGUCACUGAACAACAGGAGGAAGGGCGCCCCACACAGGUCGCCUCUCGCGUGAUCAUCAUCAGAUCGUCACGUACGCGUAAACCGUGUUUCGAUCGCUAGUACAGAUAAUCAUGAACACCUCCCCCUACUAUUAUAUAAUUAGUUGCUCUCAUUACCUAUCUUAAUUGUAAUCCCCUUAUGAUUAUUAGUAGCAUUGUAGAGAGAGAAAGAGAGUGUGUGUGUGGUUGUGGUGAUGGAUGAUGGUGUGGCCUUUGGCUGGCUAGGGUCACCAUCUUUAGGGCAAGCAGUGUUUUGACGAGAUUUGAGAGAGGAGAGAACCAGCUAAGCUUGCAAACUCCUCCCUGUUACAAGACUAGGUAGGCACGGACUUUGUGGGGGCCCCUGUGCAGGGACCCCAAAAGAUUGGCUACCAAUUUUGUACUUGCUGUAAUGGGGGUUAAUUAGGUUUGCUCGCUA
Messenger RNA from Oryza sativa Japonica Group (Japanese rice), 1488 nucleotides. Its product is annotated as protein RGF1 INDUCIBLE TRANSCRIPTION FACTOR 1. The record is from RefSeq and is a predicted model, not a curated record. NCBI's taxonomy places the organism in Eukaryota, Viridiplantae, Streptophyta, Magnoliopsida, Poales, Poaceae. Gene Ontology annotation, molecular function: zinc ion binding.